Molecule: messenger RNA, 2050 nt
Organism: Poeciliopsis prolifica (blackstripe livebearer)
Lineage: Eukaryota; Metazoa; Chordata; Actinopteri; Cyprinodontiformes; Poeciliidae
Product: interferon-induced transmembrane protein 5-like
Exons: 2
Coding region: 97-525 (142 amino acids)
Cellular component (GO): plasma membrane
Source: RefSeq, a predicted model, not a curated record
CCGGGUGGUGGUGGGGGGGACCACUUCCAAACAGAGAGAGAAAGAGACUCGCCAUCCUCUAAGUCAACCGUUCGGUCGCAACCAAAGGUCUUCAGCAUGGAUAAUCAUUCCUACAACUUUCCAUCCGACUGCACCCCACUCACAAACUGCAAGUCAGCCCGCAAGCCGGCGGGUUCCACCGUGGUGAACAUGGGCAAUGCAGGGAAGAACCCUCCCCGGGACUACCUGCUCUGGUCGCUCUGCAACACCUUUUAUGUCAACUUCUGCUGCCUUGGCUUCAUGGCACUCAUCUACUCCAUCAAGGCCCGGGACCAGAAGACUCUCGGGAACCUGCAGCUGGCUCAGGAGUGCUCAGACAAGGCCAAAUGGUACAACAUCCUGGCCGCCGGCUGGAACCUGCUGAUCCCUCUGCUGGCCAUUGUCCUGAUCGUCCUCCUGCUUGUCCACCUUGGCUCCUCUCAGGGUUCCUUCGAUUUCCUGGGAGAGGAUGGUUUCCAAAACUUCCUCAAGCUGUUCAGCUGGUAGAUGGAGGAGAAAAAAAAUUUCUGAUUGGAUUCAGAAGACGAUGACAGACGUUAGAAUUAGUCAGCGUCUAAAUGUUUGUUUUCGACUUGUCCUAUGCAGAUGUGUUAAAACUUCUACUUACAAUUCGAGUUAACUGUAACACUGAUAACUUAUUUUAGCAGUAUUAGCGUCUCUCUGCCAAAAAUUAGAUAAAUUCAAAAAUGUCAAGGCGGAUUUAAGCAGUAUUUUUUGAAACAGUGCCAUGAAUGUGACUUACAUCUGAGCUGUUGCUAGUACGAAAAGGAAAAAAUGGCAACAUAAUGUAGAGCAUGCAGAUGUUUUAUGUGUGUGAGCCAAAGGCUGAAAUGGCCUCAAAGACAAAAUGAAGGAAAGAAAAAAAAACAUCACAGGGACAGUUUGCAUUUUUUGAAGUAAAGUAAUUUAAAAUUAUUAUAAGUACUUGUGGUAAAAGAUGUGAUAUCACAACGAGUUUGGUGAAAAAGCUAGUCACAAAAACAGCAUUUUAGCUAGUUUCAACAGGUUAACAUCCCAUCCACACAAAACAGUUUUUUUUGCUAAAAGAGAAACGUUUUGAACAACUUUUGCUCUAUGUUUACACGCAGAUGGUGUUUUGGGCAUCCUAAACAUUUUGUUUUUGUUUGUUUUUUUUACAUUUUCCAAAGUAAAAAAUUCACUCUUGUGUAUUUGGACAACAAAAACACUUUUUAAAAAAAAAAAAAUCUCCAACAUGCUAGCCUACAAUCUAGCCUGACCUAUAACCUCAAACGUAUCAAAUGCAACAAUGAAAGAUUACAUAUUCCACAAAAGACUUGCGUUUGUUCUGUUACGGCAGCUUUACGCACAUGUCCCACAGUGCAUGUUUAUCGCCACCUACAGGGGAGGAGGAGUCAAAAAUGAGGCUAUCCUCUUUUAGGAAGGAAACAUUUCUGAAAACGGUCCUGCGUGAACCUAAGUAUUUUCGACAACAUCUUGUUUUAGGAGAAAAAUUGUUUGCGUGUGGUUGAGAUCUAAAAUGACUAACUGAAAAUGUGCAUGGAUGUGGAACAUGGAGCUAUGUCAGAAGAUAUUGUCUACAUUUCAUACGUUUGUCAAUGUCUUCUCAGCUAGACAAUGUCCAUGUAACUAUGUUAAAACUACAUCAGAAAUCCUUAGAAACCCUAGAAAUCCUAAGGUUUUUUUUUAAAAGGCUAAUUUAUGGCCAGUCACAAAAUCCAGCUUCUCUGCUUUAUUUUUGGUAUUUAUUGUAUUUAUGUGAAGUACAAUUUGAUCGGUGGUUGGAACUGUCUUUGGUCAGGAUAGAUUGAGAUUGAGAACUGAAAUAACAAACAAACGUGGAGCCAAAGUUUACAACGGACAAUGAAUUCAUUUUCAUCUUCUAGCAUUUCUCACAUUAUUUUAUACAUCUCUUUUCAUCAUUUUAUGUUUUUUUUUUGUUGUUGUUUGAUGCUUUGAAGGUUUUCUGUUGUAUUGCCUUAUUGUGUUCAAUCUAUGAAAUAAAUCAAUCAGACUGUAUGUUAGCACAGUA